Lachancea sp. 'fantastica' is the source of this 2550-nucleotide messenger RNA. The record is from the annotation of a GenBank genome assembly. NCBI's taxonomy places the organism in Eukaryota, Fungi, Ascomycota, Saccharomycetes, Saccharomycetales, Saccharomycetaceae.
AUGAAAUUGCUCAGGUAUCCGAAGGUUCUGAACGGUGGAAAGAUAUGCAGCAGCUGGCUGGUGGGUGACAGCUUGCUUGUAGCUGGUUUGAGGUCAAUCGGAUGUUUUUCCAGCGAGCAAUUGGUGAAAUGCGCUUUGGGAAUGCGGUCUGUGAAAGAAACGGAGCCUGAGUUCGAAAUUACAGGUUUGGUGGUUGAAGAGGACCAAAUAUGCAAUGUAUCGGCUACAGAGACUCACAUGUAUGCGGUAGCGUCCAGAAACGUGCUAUGGGGCGAACACUGGCGCGAGAACAGAGCUCAGACGGUGUUCACGAAGUUCUGGUCCAUUGAGGCUCCAGCAUGCAUAACAGACGUUCAAUUCGACCACAACAGCAAAGUGGUCUUUAUCUUGGUUAACAAGUCGUCUACGGAAAAUGCAGUUGUUCUGUGCGAUGCAAAAAGUGCAAAACAGUUGGGAGAAAUACCUUUGGGCAUCUCUAAACCUUUGACUGGCGUGGUGGACCCCAAAUCGCAGAUUUUCACCGUGAUUUGCGCUGAUAGAAAUGUGACUGUCUACCAGUACAACACACUGGGCUGUCACAAGCUUCUCCACAAACUCAACCACUACGUACAAGUGGACCCUCUGCGCUACAAAAUCAACAUGUCACCACAGGCCGACGUUUUGCCGCUUCUCAACUCGACCAGUAGCUCAUCUACGCCCGCAAUAUUGCUGCUGGAUCGCAAACACGACUUCAAGAUCGAAUCCUCACUGGUGGGCCAUUUCGACAAAUGCCAGGUUCUCCAAUACUCGCCGCAGAUGUACGGCAAAACCCUCAAAUCCGGGACCAAAAUCAACUACAACUUGGUGGCUACAGCAGGGUUUGAUACGGGCUCUGUGGUAAUCUGGAAUACGAAAAGGCUCAAGCCAUUGCUCAACACCAAAUGCACACCGGACUCCUACAUUACAGACCUCCAAUGGACUGGCGAUGGUCUUUCGCUAUUUGCAUUCACUAAUCAUGGCCAGAUGUUGGUCUUUGCAUUUCGAUCAGGCGAGCUGGGCGAAGUUCUGCCCGAAAGCGAAAUCGAAGCUGCCAAAGCAUCCAUCUCCACCCUAGACCCUCUAACACCACUGGAAGCUUCAGAGUCCAAUAGCACCUCAAAGCCAGAAGUGGUUCCGGCUGGGUCCAGUGCCAGCAUCACAAAAGCCGCCGGCAAGAAGAAAAUUAAGCCAACCACGAUACACAGCACAUCUAUGGAACUCAAUACGCCUUCUUACAGCGUUCCCAGAGACCUCAAACGAAGGCCAAAAGAUCCCACAGCUACGGUAAUCAACAAAAAACAAAAGCAUGAUUUAGAACCGAUGGAUUUUCUCGAUACAACGCUCCUCAUGCCUGGUAUCAGUUUUUCUAAGAUGAGAUUAGCCACUCCGAAGGUUCGACUGUCUUUCACAUACACUAAUGCUGAUACCGCGAGCUUUGCGAUGUACGUGAAAAACGGGUCAGGCAACGAACAGACUCCAAGCGUCAUUUCUUUGAAACAGAAGGAACUAGGACAGGAAAAAACGCUGUUCGAGGAAUUCCUUCCGAAACUUAUAACGAUUUGUACGGCGGGAGCAAACUUUUGGAGUUGCUGUGCUGAGGAUGGAACAAUCUAUGUCUACUCAGACACUGGAAAGAAAGCAUUACCGCCGCUCAUAAUGGGCGUACCCUGUAGUUUUUUGGAAGCUUUUGGACACUUUUUGUUAUGCGUGACCUCAACAGGGCAAAUGUAUUGCUGGAACAUAACUACUGCCAAACUUCACUUUCCACCUAGCUCGAUUUACUCUUUGCUCAGUCCAACUCUUCGAUAUUCAGAUGACGUUUUGACGAGAGCCGAGAAUAUCACCAUGUGCACGCUAACAAACAGUGGUAUUCCAAUUAUAACCUUGAGCAAUGGUGAUAGUUAUAUGUUUGAUAAGGACAUGGAGGUCUGGAUGCUGAUCAACGAUUCGUGGUGGGCUUAUGGAUCACAAUACUGGGACACAACGGAAACAACGACUCACGGAACUUUUCUCAGUGACAAUGAUGAAAAACUGUCAAAGAAAAGUCAAUCUUGGAACUCAGAAGCUCAAGAGCUAACGGAAAGUUUGAAAGCGGACAGUACCAGCAUUCUCAACUAUUUGGAAAAAAGGACCAACGACGAGCUCAACCGGAAAGGGCGGGCGCGCAAUCUACAAAAAUUCGCUAAAACAAUUUUGAUGAAGGAAGGUUUUGAAAAUUUGGAGGAGGUGGUAACUCUUUCACACUUGGAGAACAAGCUCUUAGUGUCGCUUCGCCUAGGCGAAAACGCGGAAUUCUUGAAAUUGAUUAUUCUCUAUUGUAUCCGCUUGGGUGAGAUGGGUUACAGAGGACGUUUGGAAGAGGUACUUCAAUGGCUGUAUAAUGACGGAAAUUACAAGCAGAUGACAGUUGCCGAUCUCAAUGGCGAGGAGCUCAUUAAAAGAAUUUUGAUUGCUUGCGCGGACAUAAGACACGUACAGCGAGUGACAACCAGUUAUGCCACCGCGAUAGGAUUGAUAGACGAUGCACUCUGA